AUGUCAGACCAAAUUGAAAUUGAUGCUGAAGAAACAAGUCAAUUGGGAAAGGCUUUCAAGAGUGAUAUGAACGACUUGAAUGGAGUCAAAGCUAUUGAAAGGAUCAUUACCGAAGGUAAAAGACAAAUUGAGACAAUAUUCGGCUACAAGACGGCUAUCGGUAAACUUAUCCAAGUUAGAGGUGAUGCUGAUAACAAGAAGGAAUUAUACAAACAAAAUCUCGCUAUUUUAGGUCCAAACAUUCAAAUCAUGAGAGAUUUGUUCCAAUUCAACGAUGUCAUGAGACAACAUGUCGUCAGUUUUGUGAACGGAUUUUGCAAGAAUAAUACUACACCCAACGCAGAAGAAUCAAAAGCAUUGAUUGAUGUUCUUGACGUUGUCAUCAUUUUGGAUUAUUUGAAAACAUGGCAAGCUGGUUUAAAUAACGAUUUUGCCAUGUAUCGUAGAGCUAUUCAACACGUGAAAAAAGAUUACAACAUGAGUGAAGACGAAACUUUGCGUCACUUUCUUGUCAAUCCACACAACAUCAAUAAGGCUUUAAAAACUUCAUUUACUGAAGAUGCUGAUGGUUUUGAAAAAGUACUCAGCUACUUGGCUUCUGAGUGCAAUAAUAGACAUGAAAAGGAAGAAAAGAAUGAAAAAUGCCAACAAGUUCAACAACAUGAAGAAGAACAUGAAAUUCCACAAGAUUAA
Naegleria lovaniensis is the source of this 693-nucleotide messenger RNA. RefSeq lists its product as uncharacterized. Lineage: Eukaryota; Heterolobosea; Eutetramitea; Acrasida; Naegleriidae. The transcript has 3 exons. Gene Ontology annotation, molecular function: small GTPase binding; RNA 7-methylguanosine cap binding. Bases 1 to 693 code for a protein of 230 amino acids. Gene Ontology annotation, biological process: regulation of translation; cell morphogenesis; regulation of actin filament polymerization. Gene Ontology annotation, cellular component: SCAR complex. The record is from RefSeq and is a predicted model, not a curated record.